UGGAGCGGCGGCUGCGCGGGUCGCGAUGCUGUGAGGUCUGUGGCAGCUGGCAAAUCGGGCCCAGGAUGUAGAGUUGGCGGUGGCUGACGGCGCGUCUGACGCGCAGUUGGGUGGGGUAGAGAGUAGGGGGCGGUAGUCGGGGGUGGUGGGAGAAGGAGGCGGCGGCGGCGGCGGCGAAUUACUUAUAAAUGGCGCCGAAGCAGGACCCGAAGCCUAAAUUCCAGGAGGGUGAGAGAGUGCUGUGCUUCCAUGGGCCUCUUCUUUAUGAAGCAAAGUGUGUAAAGGUUGCCAUAAAGGAUAAACAAGUGAAAUACUUUAUACAUUACAGUGGUUGGAAUAAAAAAAGUGCUGUGAGGCCCAGGCGCUCUGAAAAAACUUUGAAGACACGUGAGGAUAUUGUAGCACUUUUUCCUGUUCCUGAAGGAGCUCCCUCAGUACACCACCCCCUCCUGACCUCUAGUUGGGAUGAAUGGGUUCCAGAAAGCAGAGUACUCAAAUACGUGGACACCAAUUUGCAGAAACAACGAGAACUUCAAAAAGCCAAUCAGGAGCAGUAUGCAGAGGGGAAGAUGAGAGGGGCUGCCCCUGGAAAGAAGACUUCUGGUCUGCAACAGAAAAAUGUUGAAGUGAAAACAAAAAAGAACAAACAGAAAACACCUGGAAAUGGAGAUGGUGGCAGUACCAGUGAGACACCUCAGCCUCCUCGCAAGAAAAGGGCCCGCGUAGAUCCUACUGUUGAAAAUGAGGAAACAUUCAUGAACAGAGUUGAAGUUAAAGUAAAGAUUCCUGAAGAACUAAAACCAUGGCUUGUUGAUGACUGGGACUUAAUUACCCGGCAAAAACAGCUCUUUUAUCUUCCUGCCAAGAAGAAUGUGGAUUCCAUUCUAGAGGAUUAUGCAAAUUACAAGAAAUCUCGAGGAAACACAGAUAAUAAGGAGUAUGCUGUUAAUGAAGUUGUGGCGGGGAUCAAGGAAUACUUCAAUGUAAUGUUGGGCACUCAGCUGCUCUACAAAUUUGAGAGACCACAGUAUGCUGAAAUCCUCGCAGAUCACCCUGAUGCGCCCAUGUCCCAGGUGUAUGGAGCGCCACAUCUACUGAGAUUAUUUGUACGUAUUGGAGCAAUGUUGGCCUAUACACCUCUGGAUGAGAAGAGUCUUGCUUUAUUACUGAAUUAUCUUCAUGAUUUCCUAAACAUGGGAGCUCCUUAGGGCCAAAGACGUGUACUGUAAACCUCAGAUCUCUAGACCUCAGCACAGGGCCUAUAUGGAGCGGUCAAGAGAUGGUGACUGAGACAAAUGAGGCAGCUUCUGCCCUGUACCAGACUGUCUUCUGGAUCCUUGCAGUUCAAGUGCAUUUGGAAUUUUUUCAUCCCAGUUGGAUAGAACCUUGCCUGCUGCUCUCUUUAAAUCCAAACAGCACCAAGGCAUGGGUCAUUUUUCCUGUUUCACAACAGUCAUGCCCACGGGGAUGCCAGGAGCAUCUUUGUAUUCUCCCAGGAGCCUGGUGUAGGAGGGGAGUUGCAAACAGCUGACACUCAGUAGUUGUUUGGUAACUGAAGGAGAGGGUGGGAAUUGGCCUUUGCAAGCCCCCUUUAUAGGAGAUCCAUGAUCACCUUGUGGGUUUGAGGGCUGCAGACAAGCUCCUGGGAGCAUGUGGAGAGAAAGCCUGCAUCCAAGUCCAAGCCCAUAAUCUGUAAUGAGCUAGGAAACCCCCCAGAUGAGGUUAAUUUUGAAAAUGGUUAUUUGCUUUUCUGUGGUAAUUUGAAUUUCUCUGAAACCUCAUCCAGAAUCUUUCUCUAAAAUGAAUGACUUAAAAAUAUGAUUAUUAGUAACACGGUUAUACUGGUUCAUUAAUUUCAACAAAUAUUACAUACUAUUGCAAGAUAGUAAUAAUAGAGAAAACUGGGUGUGGGAUAUAUGGAAGCUCUUUGUAUUAUCUUCACAAUAAUUCUGUAAAUCUAAAACUUAAAAAAUUUUUAAAGUUUACUUAAAAAAAGGAUAUAAUGCUGAGUGAAG
Messenger RNA from Eubalaena glacialis (North Atlantic right whale), 2015 nucleotides. It is a transcript of the gene MORF4L1, whose product is annotated as mortality factor 4 like 1. Gene Ontology annotation, biological process: chromatin organization; regulation of DNA-templated transcription. Bases 189 to 1208 code for a protein of 339 amino acids. Gene Ontology annotation, cellular component: nucleus; NuA4 histone acetyltransferase complex. The transcript is spliced from 13 exons. The record is from RefSeq and is a predicted model, not a curated record. NCBI's taxonomy places the organism in Eukaryota, Metazoa, Chordata, Mammalia, Artiodactyla, Balaenidae.